AGUACUUUCUUCCAAAAGCAUAAACAAAAACACAGCCUCCAUGUGGUCACACAAAACCUCACGAUCGCCAUGUAAUGAUUGCCCGAGUUCAGUGGUUUGUUUAAACAUGGAGUACACUCACUUCAGUAAUGAAAGGUGUGUGUGUACAACAAACAACUGCAGCGAGUGCCCAUACGGUUGUCGAGGCAACUGCAGCGUGUGUGUGUGCGUAGCCUUUACAGCAGUACUGUAUUUAAGAGUGCUUAGCCAGGAAAUAGGCACGCAUCGUUUUUAGGGUAAGUUGGUCCUUGCACCAUCUGUAGUUUCUGUCGUAAUUUCAGCAGCACGGUAACACUGCAAAGGAUUGUACUCUCAAUCUCAAUCUAAUCACUCUCCAUGGAACGCGGCUCCAUCCCGUAAAACCUGUAUUACAGGUACGACGCUGGUCACAAGAUCCACACCUGUCGCACUCGUGAGCCGCUUCGAGUCGAUCUCUUAGGUUUAUUUCAAGUCCUGUAAGCCAAACGACAAAUACCAAGACGUACACGGUCCCUGUGUCAGCUCAGUUCAGCCACAGCUCUCACUUCAGUGUCUGACAGCAUGUCCAAACCCCUCCCCAGGGUGGUCCCCCCAGCGGGACAGACGUACCCGGUACCCAAACCUCGCAAGCGCACCCAGAGUACCCUCUCAGAGCAGAGCACAGCCCCCCCUGUCCCGCAGCCCAGGAGGAAAUCACUUUGCAGCAUUUUAGAAUCUGAAAUGCCGCAGAUACAAAUAGUGUCCAGCAAAGAGGGAGUCAACUCCAAACCCAGUUCUCCUGUAUCCAACGAAAUUGAGCCCCAGCCAAACACUGAUGGCUCCAACGAACCCGAACAGAAAACUAAUGUUCCCAAAAUUCAGCACAAGCCCAGCACAGAUCCUUCUACAGAAUCUCAGGUGAAACCCGGUGCUGAUCUGUCCAAUGGUUCCGAUCACAAACCUAGUGCUGAUCUGUCCAAUGGUUCCGAUCACAAACCUAGUGCUGAUCUGUCCAAUGGUUCCAAUCACAAACCCGCUGCUGAUCUGUCCAGUGGUUCUGAUCACAAAUCAAGCGCUAAUCUGUCUACUGAAGCUGAUGUUAAUGAAUGUGAUCACAAACCCAGCAAUGAGCUUUCUACAGACUCUCAAGUGAAACCCAACGCUGAUCUUUCUAAUGGUUCUGACAAACCCAGCAAUGAUCUUGCUGAUGAUUCUAAUGACAGACCCAUUCAGGAUCUUGAUACUGAAUCUGAUGACAAAUGCAGUGGCAGUCUAACUCCAGAAUCUCGAGUGAAACCCAAAGCUGAUCCUUCUCAUGGUUCUGUCAAACAUAGCUUUGCUCUUCCAGAUGAUUCUGAUGACAAACCCAGCUCUGAUGCUGAUGACUCUAAAUGCAACCCAACUGCAGAUCCUUCUACAGAACCUCAGCCCAGAACCAGCAAUUAUUCUUCUCGUGAAUCAGAAACUCCCAGCGCUGGCUCUGAAGCAUCUCAACAGCAGCCCAGCUCUGACUGUGAUGAAUCGCAACGCAGUCCCAGUGCUGAUCUUUCUAACGCUCCUGAUCACAAACCCGCUCCGGAUCUUUCUACAGAAUCUCCACACAAACUCAGCUCUGAUUUGUCCCCGGAUAGUCAAAGCAAAAUGAGUUCUGAUGGAAUCGCUGAGACUCAAGAGAACCCCUUGAUUUCUGAAACUGAUCUUCAAAGCAAUCACCAGGGGGACAGGCUGGGUGUGACAGAGGAGUCUGGAGAAGGUGGUGUGAGGCGCUCCAUGUGCUCUGCUUCCCAGGAGGGGACAACAGAGUCGGGACAGCCCAAGACCCGGGACAGUCGAAUCUCUCAGCCCGGGUCCUGCGCACGACACACUGCCAGCAUGCGUGUGAGCCGUCGGAAGCAGCGCUUUGCUGACUGCCAGAUGACUGUCGUCGACCAACCCAGGGAGCAGAUGCCACGAGGAGGCAGUGUGGCCUGUAGGUCCGGCUGGCUGGAGGUGUGGCAGGCAAGAAGGCACAAGAUGAUGUGGGUCGAGUUCAAUGGAAAGACGCUGUCCAUGUUCAAGAAACGCACAGACAAGUUUACAGAGACAGUCUUUCCUGUGUCCUGCAUUACUAAUGUCUGGCCAGGAGAGGGGUGCAAGUUCCUUGUGUCCACACUCAAGAAGCAGUAUGAGUUUUUGACAGCCAGUGAGGGAAUUCGUGACGGGUGGGUGAGGUCUCUGGGAACCCCUCAGAAGGAGGAGACCCCAGAGCAGAUAGAGCGGCACGGCCCCCUGGGUCUGAGAGAGCUCCGAACCAAGGUGUACGCAGUGCUGAAGGGGCUCAGGCUGUGGGUCUACCGCAACAAGGAGGAUUUCAGAGAAGGCGUUGCAAUGACAGCGAUCAACAUGAACGUGUCCCAGGCGAAGCAGACAGGCAGACACAGCUUCGACCUCACCACUCCCUACAAGAUAUUCAGUUUCACUGCAGAUUCUUCUUGGGAGCUGGUUGCCUGGCUGGGCUCACUGUCCCAGGCUGUGAAGAGUGCCCUGUCCUGCAGUGAGGUGGCGGAGCGCGUUUGGGGGAGCACAUGGAAUCGAAACUGUGCCGAUUGUUGGAGUCCUGACCCAGAGUGGGCUUCUGUGAACCUGCUCGUCGUCAUCUGUGACAACUGUGCAGGUCAGCACCGUGCCAUGGGGACCGCUGUCUCCAAGGUACGCAGUCUGAAGAUGGACAAGAGCGUGUGGACAGAGCCACUCAUUCAGCUGUUCAUUCUGUUCGGGAACAAGUCAGCCAAUGAGCUUUGGGGGGAUCAGGUGCCGCCCGCUGAACAGAUCUGCCCAGAAUCCUCUGCGGAGCAGCGCCGGGCGUUCAUCUGGGCCAAAUACAAGCAGGGCCGCUACCGGCAAUUGCACCCUCUGUACAGGAGCCAGGAGCAGCUGCACCAGCGUCUGUGUGAGGUGGGGAUGACUGCCGAUGUGUCGGAGACACUGGCCCUGCUGUGUUCCGGGGCGCGGGUGAGCAUUCACCCAGGGGAGCCCUCCCAGCCAUCCCCCAUCUCCCUGGCAGAGCAGGCAGGGCAGGCCAUGCAGGCCGAGCUGCUGCGCCAGAACCAGUUCACAGAGGCCCCUUUCCAAGACGUUGGGCUUGACCCUUCCCCUCCAGAGAACCGUUCUGUACAAGACACUGAGGAGUUCCAGGGCAAACUGGACAAAGACAAGCUUGUGUUCUCGGAGGAGGUCGACUCUGCCCCCUGCGAGGUUCUCAAUCUGAGGGACGUCACCUCGCUCUGUGACUGCUCCACAGGGCAAAGACAUGAGUUUGAGAUGCAGAUUCUGAAAGAGAGGCUGCAGUGCUCAGCAGAUGACCAGGAGACCCUGAGAACUCACCUGCGACACAUCGCCAAGGUGUUGCUGCCAUGGCCAGUGCCAGACUCGGAGCUGGCGGGGGUGCGCUGUCUCUCCCGGGUGACCGCGAGGGACGGGAAGUGGCCGGAGCACAGAGACGCCUGGGCGGCACUCCGUGGGACCGAACUGCUGCUUUACCUCACAGGAGGGCGCCAGAGAGACCGGCUGAGGCUGGCUCUGUCACAGAACUGCACCUACAUUGCGACUGAGAACAUGAUUGAAAUCAUCUCACCAGAGAGGACCCUGUCCUUGCGGUUUAAGCACAGCUGGCCCUGUGAGAAGUGGGGUGUCCUGCUGAAGGAGGCUCUUCAACCUUCCCCGUCCAGCCCCUCCUUCGUGGGGGGCUCCCCGUACCCCAGCCCGGGCCGAGGCUCCACAAGAGUGCCAGACCCCAUCGAGAGGUGCAUCUCCCACAUCACACAGCACGGUCUAACCGUGGAGGGUAUUUACCGGCGCUGCGGCCACGUGGGGAAGAUCUCUCGGCUGGUGGAGGGGCUCCACAGCACCCCCUGCAGGGCGCAGUUUGAGAAGGGGGAGCUGGGGGUAGUGGAUGUGUCAGGAGCUCUGAAGCAAUGCCUCAGGCUGCACAGGGCACUCUUUCCAGAGCCACACCUCAGCCACUGGCUCCAAUCUGCAGCUAUCCCUGAGCAGGCAGAGAGGCUGCACGGGUAUCGGGAGGUAUUGGAGCAGCUGUCUGACGAGCAGAGAGACAUUCUGAGCAGGCUGUUCGGACACCUCUACCAGGUGCAGGCGCACAGCCAGGUGAACCGCAUGACCCCUCAGAACCUGGCCCUAGUGUUCGUGCCCACACUGUUCCCAGACCAGGCCCUGAGCACCGACGCAGUGAAGCUGACCAGAGAGCUCAUCACACACUACACAGUGCUGUUCCACGGAGGUGAGGAGGAGGAGGAGGGUGCUGCUGGGGGCUUGUUGACGAUUCUCUGAUGAAGGAUCUCCGCUCAGUUUCAGGGUCUCCUCAUUCCUACCUGCAGUGUCUGUGACUCUGACUGCCUUUCUGAAUUCUAUUCAAAGUUAAAGCUUGCUUGUUUGCUGGAGCAGCUUGUGAUGGUUCUCAUUCUCAUUACAGAGUCCCUGGAGUCUCAAGAGAAUUGCUUCCUAUAUAUUCUGCAGAAGAUGUGAAUAUUAAUAAUAAAUAAGACAUGUGUUGAUA
Acipenser ruthenus (sterlet) is the source of this 4549-nucleotide messenger RNA. Its product is annotated as arf-GAP with Rho-GAP domain, ANK repeat and PH domain-containing protein 1. The record is from RefSeq and is a predicted model, not a curated record. The transcript is spliced from 24 exons. Gene Ontology annotation, molecular function: GTPase activator activity. Bases 580 to 4323 code for a protein of 1247 amino acids. Lineage: Eukaryota; Metazoa; Chordata; Actinopteri; Acipenseriformes; Acipenseridae. Gene Ontology annotation, biological process: signal transduction.